GAAUGCCGUCACCAAGGUAAAAUCGUCCGUGGUGCCUGUCAGCUUCUUGCAACAACAUCCCAUAUUCGCUCAAAUAUUCGCUGUCUCCGAAUUUGGUCUUGUUGCGCCAAGUUUCACGCAUACCUCCGCCUCAGUGCUCAAACGGUAGCUGACACAUUACGCUCGUUCAUCCGGGCUGAGCGGGCUCUUGAGUCUUGGUUCUCUCGACCACACCACCUUCUCUCUUCACUCACACCCUCCCGACACCACCCACCCUCCAUAUCCGCACCACCCGCCACUGUCGCACGCUACCCAGCUUCUCCACAGCAUCUCAUCUGCAAACAUGUCCAACCGUGAGGAACCUCCAUAUGAUCCCUACAUUCCCAACAGCGGCCAGCAGAGCGGCCCGCCGGGCGGCCAGCAGAACGGUAAUCACCGCACCGCGGCACUUCAAGCUGAAAUCGACAGCACCGUCGGCAUCAUGCGCGACAACAUCAACAAGGUCUCUGAGCGUGGAGCUCGCCUAGAUUCGCUGCAGGACAAGACGGACAACCUUGCUGUCUCUGCCCAAGGUUUCCGAAGGGGCGCCAACCGUGUGCGCAAGCAGAUGUGGUGGAAGGAUAUGAAGAUGCGCAUGUGCCUGAUUGUCGGCAUCAUCAUCCUGCUGAUUGUCAUCAUUGUCCCUUCGGUCGUAGCCACGCAAAAGAAAUAAGCCCUCCCUAUAUGAGAUACCACGAAUUACACACAUUAAUAAUGGCACGGAAUGAAGCGAGUCUGUAGGGGGAGAGCCACUGGUGAAGGGGGCGAGUGGCUACGAGUUGCACUAUGAUCAACGACAUCCGUCUCUGUAGGAUCUAUCUUUAGGCGAAUAGGGAGCGAUGGGUCGAAUUUCUUUCUUGUCUUUGUUUGCACUCGCAUGGCUGUGCCGCAAUCCUGUAAAGCACGAUUUGCAUGGAACGGGCCGCUCCUGCUGCGAAGUCUGGUGAGGCUAGUUCCACGCAUGAUGGCCAGAUGAGCAAAUGGAGUUUUGUUGUUAUAUGUACAUGCACGGAAGCGUGUCGACAUGUGUGACUGUGAUGAUGAUUGUGAGGAAGCCAGGAGCAGCAUCCGAG
Bipolaris sorokiniana ND90Pr is the source of this 1091-nucleotide messenger RNA. RefSeq lists its product as uncharacterized. Gene Ontology annotation, cellular component: plasma membrane; SNARE complex. The record is from RefSeq and is a predicted model, not a curated record. Gene Ontology annotation, molecular function: SNAP receptor activity; syntaxin binding. The transcript is spliced from 3 exons. Lineage: Eukaryota; Fungi; Ascomycota; Dothideomycetes; Pleosporales; Pleosporaceae. Gene Ontology annotation, biological process: vesicle fusion; vesicle-mediated transport. The coding region runs from base 323 to 691 and encodes 122 amino acids.